AUGCGACCCUGGUUAGUUUGGGCGCUGCCCGCCAUUCUAACGGGCGCGGCCGCUGAAGAGUGCCAUGGUAAUUUCACCGUCCAUCCCAACGACAACACCACCCGGCUCUUCGAUUCCUGCACCACGAUCGUCGGAAACAUCAACAUCGGCACGAGCAUUGACGGCGAACUGUACCUUCGAGGCAUUUACAAUGUCACCGGCACCAUCGAAUUUCGACCGGACCACGACCACGAUCGCGACUCCCGACCCGUUGUCCAUUUUUUCAACGCACCCAACCUGUUCCACCUGGGCGGACUGAAGGUGCACGAAGGGUUCUCGGUGUACGAGCUCUACUUACGAGGGUUGGAGACCGUGGGCGAUAUUUCGGUAUAUGUGGACGAAUACGCGCUGAAUCUCGAGCUUGACUCGUUGGUGGAGGCGGACUCGAUCAACAUCAGUCGGGCCCUGAGCACUCUGGAUCUACCCGAUCUACGGACCGUGCACGGUGCCCUCACCAUCGACUACCAUGCCGCCAAUAGCAGUGGCGACGAGCCCGGGAGCUCCAAUCAUGGCAGGAUAGACUUUCCUUCGCUGGAGUUGGCGGGGUCUGUAAACCUGGCGGGCGCGACGGAGAACAUAACACUCCCUCGAUUAACGACCGUCGGGUCCCUCAACGGGUCAGGGUCCGAAUCCGGAUUGACUCUGCACAUGGAGAAACUGGAGAAGCCGUUCCAUUUGGACUUGCCGAGACUUCGAUCUGUGCAAGACCAGAUGAAUCUCUAUGGCAAUGUGAAAGAAGUCCACGCCCCCCGACUCACCAAUUUCACCUCCAUCAACAUCACCUCCAGCACCAAUCUCGACUGUGACGCCUUCCUUGCCGCCAUAGAGAAAACCACGCGGUAUCCGGAGGGUAGAUCGUCGGUCGCCUGCAGCUAUGCGCCCUCGAAGGGGGCUCUGAGUAAAGGAGCGAAGAUCGCCAUCGGCGUUGUUGUUCCUGUGGUGGCCAUUGCUAUUGCUGUGGGGAUUGUGUUUAUCUGUGUGAAAAAGAAGUCUCGAAGGGCGAGUCGGGCGAGGAUGGAGUUGAGCGGGCUGCAGGCGUUAGAGAGGGAGAGAGAUGCAGCCACGCCCCCGCCGCCGUAUUCUGCGCAUGGGAGGUAG
Aspergillus melleus is the source of this 1137-nucleotide messenger RNA. RefSeq lists its product as uncharacterized. The coding region runs from base 1 to 1137 and encodes 378 amino acids. The record is from RefSeq and is a predicted model, not a curated record. The transcript has 5 exons. Lineage: Eukaryota; Fungi; Ascomycota; Eurotiomycetes; Eurotiales; Aspergillaceae.